AUGACGACCUCAAUUUCGCGUGCCGACUCUGGCAUCAAGAUGAAGCGUAAGACCCUGCCGGAGGUGGACGAAUACGCGAUGUGCGACUACGAUCUGAAGAAGGAUGAAGUGGCGGCGUUCACGAACGAAUAUGUGUUGGGCAACUGGAACUUCGAGGACGCCUCGGCGAAGAUUGAGUACCUUAAGCAUAGAGUCGGUCAUCUGGCAUACGAAUACUUCCCAUCUGGAUUGGACGAGCGGAUGGUCCUUGUGGCGCGACUAAUGGCUCUGUUGUAUUUGAUCGGAGAGUCGUUGGUCGAACUCGACCUAGAAGAUGGCGAAGACUACCUUGGAGCACUCGACUCAGCGGCCAAAGGUUACUGGCUACCAGACGACAAUAUACCAGCAGUCUGGAUGCUUUGCGGAACCCUGGAUGAGAUGAGAGCCGUCGACUAUCUUGCUGUCGAUGACAUUUGGUCAACGAGCCUGGCACACUUGAGCGCGAACCUCGUUAGGCGAGGCCGACCUCAGCAUCGACAUGAUUCAUACCGCGUCCCUGCCAGUCUCCGGCUUGGAUACUCGUUGGUUGGAGCUCUUGAGCCAUUCGCUAUCGGCCACUGUCUCGAGAACGAUUUCUCUUCUCCUUGA
Fulvia fulva is the source of this 627-nucleotide messenger RNA. Its product is annotated as Aristolochene synthase. The record is from RefSeq and is a predicted model, not a curated record. Lineage: Eukaryota; Fungi; Ascomycota; Dothideomycetes; Mycosphaerellales; Mycosphaerellaceae. The transcript is spliced from 3 exons. Bases 1 to 627 code for a protein of 208 amino acids.